Ilex paraguariensis (yerba mate) is the source of this 186-nucleotide messenger RNA. Lineage: Eukaryota; Viridiplantae; Streptophyta; Magnoliopsida; Aquifoliales; Aquifoliaceae. The record is from the annotation of a GenBank genome assembly.
AUAUUUGGCGACCAAGAUGAUCGGCUUGUAUCGGACGACUCUGAUCUCAUUACAAUCUCCAAUAAGCUGCGGUUGGUGUCACUCAACGGAGAAGGCAAAGAAGAAGAAAAGAGAAAAGAAGGAAAAAAUUCGGAAUUAGAGAAAUCCGACGAAGAAUUCGCUCGGAUGUUGCAGGUUCUCUGCUAG